CUGGUCACGACAGGUUUUCCGCGUUCUUUGGCGAACAAUUAACAUGGACAAUUAACAUUAGCCCGCUCAUAAUCAUCUUUUAGCCGGUUAAGGCCAGGUGAGAUCAUCAUCGCUCGGCCGAGAAAUGCACCUGAAGAUGCUGCCGUGAAAGCGUGAGAAAUCGCCGGGAAAAUCGCUGGGAAAUCGCAUGCAACGAAGUACUUAACUUGAACCAACUCAACUCAAGAUGCCAAUCCUGCCAAUACUCAUGGGGAUACUCCACCUGUGCUUGGGCCAGUCUCACCAGGUCGAGGAUGCCAAGCACCUGGAUGGGUUUUCCCUUCCCAGCCUUCCCUCGGAGCACCUCAUCCGGUAUCUAAACACCUUUCCCAAGCUGAAACAUCAGCUGCCCACGAAUCUCACCGGGAAGGGCACCAUAUCAUCCGCCUGCUGGGGCCACGAACGGGAUUGCACGCCGGAUGGCCGCUUCCAGACGCCCCAGUGUCCUGGGGAGCACACUGGCUGGGCCAGGAGCAAGGAGGCCCAGGUGAGGACCUUCUACAAUCAGGCGGAUUUCGGGUACAUCCAGGAGCAGCUCUCCCAACUGGCCCCGCAGUGUGUGCCCACCUAUUUGGGAGAUUCCUCGCUGGAGUGCACCCACUAUCUGCGCUUUUGCCGGGGACGGAAUCUGCUCUUUGAUUUCCGUAAUCUAGCGCAAAGAGAGGAGCGCAUUCGCUAUCACAUGGAUGUUUUAAGUCCAGGACAACUCCUCGGCCACUGUGAUCUAAAUCGCACGCGACUUUCCGGUGAAAUGGAUCACAUCGGAUCGGCCCUGCAAUCCUGGGGUCCAGAACUGAGAAACUUUGAGGUUUUACCACAUCCCAUAUUGGAGAGCGGGCUCUGCGAUGUGGUGGUAAAUACGCCCACUUUCAUCAUGAAAAUCGAUGCCACGUACAACAUGUAUCAUCACUUUUGCGACUUCUUCAACCUGUAUGCCUCGCUCUUUGUGAACCAAUCGCAUCCGGCCGCCUUUAACACGGAUGUGCAGAUACUUAUUUGGGAAACAUAUCCGUACGACUCGCCCUUUAGGGACACCUUCAAGGCCUUCUCGCAAAGACCUGUUUGGACGCUCAGCGAUGUGGAGGGCAAGAGGGUGUGCUUCAAGAACGUGGUACUUCCUCUGCUGCCCAGGAUGAUCUUUGGAUUGUUUUACAAUACACCGAUAAUCCAGGGCUGCUCCAAUAGUGGACUGUUUCGCGCUUUUUCGGAGUUCAUUCUGCAUCGCCUGCAGAUUCCCUACAAGCCACCACAGCGAAGAAUACGAAUAACCUAUCUAUCUCGUCGCACAAAGUACCGGCAAGUGCUCAAUGAGGAGGAGCUAUUGGCCCCACUGGAGGAAAAUGAGCGGUACUCAGUGCAGCGCGUAUCCUAUGAGAGGCUCUCCUUCACUGAUCAGUUGGCCAUCACCCGGAAUACGGACAUACUCAUCGGCAUGCACGGCGCUGGCCUAACGCACCUGCUCUUCCUGCCCAACUGGGCCUGUAUCUUCGAGCUAUACAACUGUGAGGAUCCCAAUUGCUAUAAAGACCUGGCUCGCCUGCGUGGGGUUCGUUAUCGGACUUGGGAGCAGCGGGAGUUGGUCUAUCCGCAGGACGCAGGACAUCAUCCCGAGGGUGGGGCGCAUGCCAAAUUCACCAACUAUAGCUUCGAUGUCAAGGAGUUUGUGCAUUUAGUGGAUGAAGCAGCCAAGGAAAUACUUUCCCACAAGGAAUUCCCUCAGGAUUCAUCAGAAAAUCCAUCCAAAUCGCUGCACAGCGAGCUGUAGAUUGCGACAAUUGUGAUUUAACGCAUUUAUUUUGCCUAUUUGCCUGACCCAAAAUAAAUUAAUAUUAUUUAAGUUUCCCUUCCUGAAAUUCAGUCAAAAAUUAACUUGAAAUAUUGCAAUUAUUUGUUAAGUUUUUAUUUAUUAAAAAUAAAAUUUGAAUUUAGCAAAGUGUGA
Molecule: messenger RNA, 1978 nt
Organism: Drosophila rhopaloa
Lineage: Eukaryota; Metazoa; Arthropoda; Insecta; Diptera; Drosophilidae
Gene: Eogt
Product: EGF domain-specific O-linked N-acetylglucosamine transferase
Exons: 3
Coding region: 227-1804 (525 amino acids)
Cellular component (GO): endoplasmic reticulum lumen
Molecular function (GO): protein N-acetylglucosaminyltransferase activity
Source: RefSeq, a predicted model, not a curated record